Salpingoeca rosetta is the source of this 444-nucleotide messenger RNA. RefSeq lists its product as uncharacterized. The record is from RefSeq and is a predicted model, not a curated record. The transcript is spliced from 2 exons. Lineage: Eukaryota; Choanoflagellata; Craspedida; Salpingoecidae. Bases 1 to 444 code for a protein of 147 amino acids.
AUGAGGCUGAACGCACAGUCAUCUUCGGGGAUCUUUCCUGGCGCUGAGCUUGCAUGCGCCGCCGCGUCCGAUGGCGUCAUCGAGAGGUGGCAGAAGGGAGCCCUAGGAGUGCAAGCUGCACCGCACCCCAGAUGCCGCCCCUACGUCAUUGUGCCCAUUGUUGUUCCACCAGCAACACCUCCCGCAGAUACGCAAAUGCUUGACGACUACGAUGUCACUGCGUUGCCGAACGUACCUGACAUCAUCUGCCAAGCAUCUCGACCAGGCAAAGAAGACGAUGGAGGCUGCAGCGUUGUCUUCUUUUGUCCUGGACUGCCCAAUCCAUCUGGCACAAUCGCGGUGGUGCUGGACGCAUUCUGCUUCAUGACACAGGCCAUCCGCGAGACACGGUGCAAACGACAACAGCACCACCAGCUAACAAGGACGGCAACUGAGUGCAGCUGA